Molecule: messenger RNA, 450 nt
Organism: Heterostelium album PN500
Lineage: Eukaryota; Evosea; Eumycetozoa; Acytosteliales; Acytosteliaceae
Product: GNAT family N-acetyltransferase
Exons: 1
Coding region: 1-450 (149 amino acids)
Molecular function (GO): acyltransferase activity, transferring groups other than amino-acyl groups
Source: RefSeq, a predicted model, not a curated record
AUGUUUAAUGUUUAUCAAGCGAAAUUAGAAGAUGUAACUAAAAUAUUACCUCUUUAUUUAGGAUAUAGAAGGUUUUACAAGGUAGAUGAGUCAGCAGAGUUGGCAGAGCAAUUCCUUAGAGAUCGUAUCGGUCAGGGCGAAUCGAUCGUUUACUAUGUUGCAGAGGAAGCUGGUGGUCAACCUGUUGGUUUUGCACAGUUGUAUCCUUUGUUUUGCUCGCUUGCAAUGAAGAGAAUAUGGUUACUCUACGAUCUUUUCGUUGCACCAGAAGCCAGACAACAAGGUAUAGCAAAGCUUCUCUUGAAUCGUGCUGAUCAGCUUGGUAAAGAAACAAAUUCCGCUUUUAUCAUGUUGAGCACUGCCACCGACAACACAAAAGCACAAUCACUCUAUGAGAGUCAUGGUUAUAUUCGUGAUAAUCAAUUUUAUACUUAUAAUAAAACAUGUUAA